Messenger RNA from Scedosporium apiospermum, 945 nucleotides. RefSeq lists its product as uncharacterized. The coding region runs from base 1 to 945 and encodes 314 amino acids. The transcript is spliced from 4 exons. NCBI's taxonomy places the organism in Eukaryota, Fungi, Ascomycota, Sordariomycetes, Microascales, Microascaceae. The record is from RefSeq and is a predicted model, not a curated record.
AUGACCAAGCUGCCUCCCGUCGAGAAGUUCCCCCUUGCAGUCCGCAAGAAUAUCCGUGACAAAUGGGACAGCCAAAAGGACCAGUUUGCCAAAGAUCUCUCUGAACUUCUCGGCACCGAAUGGGCUAUCGAGGUGGACCUCCCGCAGGUUUUCGCCUACGCUGAAAGUGGCACUUGGUCCUAUGAUUCGUUUGGUAGCAGCGUUGCUGAGCACGUUAGGGGGGGCAUCGGCCGCCUCCGAGACUUUAUUGAGAGAUAUGAUGCUGAAACAGUCAACGAGAUCAAUACUAUUUGCCACGCCCACAUCCUCACCCUUGACGUCGACGAGGAGAGCCGCUUCGACUGCGGGGGUGCUGAUGUCCUAGAUGGGAAGCUUCGCAUCCUCUUCGCACCAGAAAAGCUCAAUAGCAACAUCGGGGACGCCUUCAAGGAAGAGAGGCUUCUCAAAGCCUUCAACGACGCCCCUCCACCCGCAGGUGACGAAAAGCCCCUGAGCUUCAUUACCCGCCUCUUCAAGAGGAUCAAGUAUGACGCUAAGAUCGAGGAGAUCCGCACUCAGAUCGGGGAGGCUCUGAACAAGCCCGACAUUAAGCUCACGCCCAAUUUCGAGGAUACCUAUGCCAAGCUUAAGGUCGAGUCACAAGCUAAAGAUAACAGGCUUGACCAGAAGCAUUGGGAAGAGCAUAUCCCUGACUGGACGUUUCGAUACUUCAAAGGCUUCCUAGGCUCGAUCAAGUGGCAGCAUUUUGACACGGACGACAUGUUGCAGGAAGGUUUCAAUGAGGCUGUGGACAAGGGAGAGAUUGCGUUCAGAAUUGUAGAUACCACCAAGUCGGGGACCUCCGAGUUCGCGAUUGAGGAUGGUGUUUUCUAUCUCCAGGUCACCGCCAGGAAUUGGGGAUCGAAUAUUGAUGAUGCGGCUCGGGGCAUCGUUGACAAGCUCUAA